This is a messenger RNA of Fomitiporia mediterranea MF3/22, 1797 nucleotides long. RefSeq lists its product as uncharacterized. NCBI's taxonomy places the organism in Eukaryota, Fungi, Basidiomycota, Agaricomycetes, Hymenochaetales, Hymenochaetaceae. The transcript has 7 exons. The coding region runs from base 1421 to 1675 and encodes 84 amino acids. The record is from RefSeq and is a predicted model, not a curated record.
CGCUCAUUGCCAAUGUUUGGACUUCGUGUGCCACUCGCGAUUGAUCUCCACGAACUGUGUGCAUUCAACACUCGCUCUGCCUCUUUUCUGCCCGGCAUUUGAAGUUGACCAAACCAGGAGUGAAGAAUAUAUCGUCAGAAUGACUCGUGUUUCAUCAUGAAACGCGUUGUAGGCAAUGAAUGGGGUACACGCAGAGUCACGGGUAGAGCAAGGUGGACAAUGGCCUUCAUUGACAAGAAACGUCUCAUUUCGCCUAAUUGUGAGGCUGUGGAUGCGCCCAGCCGGAAUUAAAGUUACAUUGUCACUUACAUCGUUUUUGCAACGGGAAAUAGCCUGCUCAGCGUGGUCAUCGAAGCACGACACGCAAAACAAAAAGGGCUCUGUAAAGAUAGGAUAAACGUGAAGAGCUUAAAGCUGGCAUACUACGGUCAAUCUUGCCAUGAAGGACUAUUUGGUACGUUUAGCACACACUAAAAUAAAUUUAACACUGCAAGAAAUAAUGAAUUAAACGCGAGAGCUUAACCGAAUCCACUGUGAAAAAACGAUGGUCAAGAAGUCACUCUUUGUCAUACGCACGGAUCCUUAAGUCAUCUUCUUUUUACACAAAUUCCUUUUGUCCUGAUAGACUUUAAUUUUAACCUUACUUGUGACAAAUAACAAUGAAUACGCUUGAUCCGCGUGCUACCAUGCCAAUUGUCUUGGUGUUGAGGCGACUUCGCACUCCCGAACGGCUGGCAGCGUAUGGAGCAAAGAACUGGGAAUAUAGUUCAUCAGGUCCCGACUUUUUUUCUCUUGCAAGAAUGGACUCGCUCGGAAGAUUCGGCCUUUUCACGUUAGGCGAUUGCAAGUAAGCGAUGGUGACGGACAUGAGGUCCAAAUUUCCGGGAGCUAGCUUGUUAUAAAAGAGCGAUCAGAGAGCUGCGGAUGGUCCUAACGUUCAGACACGACAAUAGUCAGAGCGAGUUGUCCUUCUGCGCAAUCUACGCACAUCCUGCAGUGAUGGACUCGUUCUUCAACCUCUCGUCACUUAUCUACUCGUCCUCGCCUUCCUCUUCGCCCUCUCAGGAGAUGUCAACUCCUGUUGACUCUGAAACUGGAAGCGAUAGUGGCACGUACUGUGUCAUUGCUUGAACUACGAUUCGGACUACGGCACAUUCCUACCCAUUUCUACCUACAUGGCGUCCCUAUUUUACGGUUUUGAGAAACAUCUUAUUUUGCAUAACUUAUAUCACUUCGCGAUUCACUGCGGUUACAAUUUCGACCCGCGCAUUCGUUGACGUCCUUCCAAGGCCUUGCUCAACGUGUUAUUUUGGCUGCUUCUCUUCGACUGGUCGUCUUUCGUUCGAACGUUUUCCCACAACCAUCCAGGAGAGACCAUUGAAUUCUUAUUUGUAUUAUAUGCGUUUCAUUUCGGAGGACGAUGUCGCUUUUCGGAUUCUUUGGGAGUGGAUGGGGGCGUGAUUUGUACUUAUAUAACGACUGCGACGGUUCUUUAUGCACUUUGCACGACCAAUCAAGUAAUUUGGAAUUAUGGAGAAUCCACUUGUCUUUUAAGAGAAGAGAGGAGUUACUAACGGGUUCCCACCUACAACUAUCUGGCUUUUUCCCUGAAUCACCACCCGACAAUUUUUCUAUGACUCAAGUUUCAUACUGUGCGACUCGGGUUUCACGCUGAACUUUAAGUUCAGCAACAGAGGAAGGUGGAUUUUGAAGAAAUUUAUUUAUUUAUUCCAGAUAAUGCUUCCUCGAACGGCUCAGUGUAACAAUUUAUGUCGAGUUUUGAUCGAUCAACACGAG